This is a messenger RNA of Myotis lucifugus (little brown bat), 2940 nucleotides long. RefSeq names its product alpha-mannosidase 2x-like. Gene Ontology annotation, cellular component: Golgi membrane. NCBI's taxonomy places the organism in Eukaryota, Metazoa, Chordata, Mammalia, Chiroptera, Vespertilionidae. The record is from RefSeq and is a predicted model, not a curated record. Gene Ontology annotation, biological process: mannose metabolic process; N-glycan processing; protein deglycosylation. Gene Ontology annotation, molecular function: carbohydrate binding; alpha-mannosidase activity.
GGGACCCUGUGUUGCUCCCCAGGCUGGAUCAAGACCUUUGACAAGUACUACGCGGAGCAGACCCAGCACAUCCUCAACAGCAUGGUGACCAAGCUGCAGGAGGACCCCCGGCGCCGCUUCCUCUGGGCCGAAGUCUCCUUCUUCGCCAAGUGGUGGGACAACAUCAGCACCCAGAAGAGAGCGGCCGUCCGGAGGCUGGUGGGCACCGGGCAGCUGGAGAUGGCCACCGGAGGCUGGGUCAUGCCCGACGAGGCCAACUCCCAUUACUUUGCGCUGAUCGACCAGCUCAUCGAGGGACACCAGUGGCUGGAGAAGAACCUCGGUGUGACCCCGCGCUCGGGCUGGGCCGUGGACCCCUUCGGACACAGCCCCACCAUGGCUUACCUGCUGCGCCGUGCCAACCUGACCAGCAUGCUGAUUCAGAGGGUGCACUAUGCCAUCAAGAAGCACUUCGCUGCCACCCACAGCCUGGAGUUCAUGUGGAGGCAGAGCUGGGACUCGGACUCCAGCACAGACAUCUUCUGCCACAUGAUGCCCUUCUACAGCUACGACGUCCCCCACACCUGCGGCCCGGACCCCAAGAUCUGCUGCCAGUUCGAUUUCAAACGCCUGCCUGGCGGGCGCAUCAACUGCCCGUGGAAGGUGCCUCCUCGCGCCAUCACAGAGGCCAAUGUGGCCGAGAGGGCAGCCCUGCUCCUGGACCAGUACCGCAAGAAGUCCCGGCUCUUCCGGAGCAACGUGCUGCUGGUGCCGCUGGGCGACGACUUCCGCUACGACAAGCCCCAGGAGUGGGACGCCCAGUUCUUCAACUACCAGCGGCUCUUCGACUUCCUCAACAGCAAGCCCGACCUCCACGUGCAGGCCCAGUUUGGCACCCUCUCCGACUACUUUGACGCCCUGUACAAGAGGACGGGGGUGGAGCCGGGGGCCCAGCCCCCGGGGUUUCCCGUGCUGAGCGGAGAUUUCUUCUCCUACGCGGACCGGGAGGACCAUUACUGGACCGGCUACUACACCUCCCGGCCGUUCUACAAGAGCCUGGACCGCGUCCUGGAGGCGCACCUGCGCGGGGCGGAGAUUCUCUACAGCCUGGCAGCCGCUCACGCCCGCCGCUCCGGCCUGGCCAGCCAGUACCCGCUCUCGAACUUCGCCCUCCUGACCGAGGCCCGGCGCACCCUGGGGCUCUUCCAGCACCACGACGCCAUCACGGGCACUGCCAAGGAGGCCGUGGUGGUGGACUACGGGGUCAGGCUGCUGCGCUCCCUCGUCAGCCUGAAGCAGGUCAUCAUCAACGCGGCUCACUACCUGGUGCUGGGGGACAAGGAGGCCUACCGCUUCGACCCCGAGGCGCCCUUCCUCCACAUGGAUGACACCCGCUUAAACCACGACGCCCUGCCAGAGCCCACGCUGAUCCAGCUGGACGCCUCGCCCAGGUACGUGGUGCUCUUCAACCCGCUGGACCAGGAGCGGCUCAGCGUGGUGUCCCUGCUCGUCAGCUCGCCCCGGGUGCGCGUCCUGUCGGACGAGGGCCAGCCCCUGGCCGUGCAGGUCAGCGCGUACUGGAGGUCCGCCACCGACAUGGUCCCUGACGUCUACCAGGUGUCUGUGCCCGUCCGCCUGCCGGCGCUGGGCCUGGGCGUCCUGCAGCUGCAGCCGGGCCUGGACGCCCACCGCACCCUGCCCUCCUCCGUGCGCGUCUACCUGCAGGGCCGGAAGCUGGCCGUCAGCCGGCACGAGGCCUUCCCCCUCCGCGUCAUGGACUCCGGUCCCGGCAACUUCGCCCUCAGCAACCGCUACAUGCAGGGUCUCAGGCCGGGGCCUGCCGGGCACAGCUCCUUCCCGGCCCGGCCCUGGGCGGGCCCCUCCCUGCUCUGCCCUGUGCCGGGGCUCAGUGCCACCUGCUCUCUCUCCCAGCCCUACGUGCCCAAGGAGCCCCCCGUGCUGCGCGUCACCGAAGGCCCCUUCUUCUCGGAGGUGGCGGCGUACUACGAGCACGUCCACCAGGUGGUCCGGCUCUACAACCUGCCAGGGGUGGAGGGGCUGUCGCUGGACGUGUCGUCGCUGGUGGACAUCCGGGACUACGUCAACAAGGAGCUGGCCCUGCGCAUCCGCACGGACAUCGACAGCCAGGGCGCCUUCUUCACCGACCUCAACGGCUUCCAGGUGCAGCCCCGGCGGUACCUGAAGAAGCUGCCCCUGCAGGCCAACUUCUACCCCAUGCCCGUCAUGGCCUACAUCCAGGACGCCCAGAGCCGGCUCACGCUGCACACGGCACAGGCCCUGGGCGUCUCCAGCCUCCACGACGGCCAGCUGGAGGUGAUCCUGGACCGGCGGCUGAUGCAGGACGACAACCGCGGCCUGGGCCAGGGGCUCAAGGACAACAAGAGGACCCGCAACCACUUCCGCCUCCUCCUGGAGCGGCGCACGCUGGGCAGCGAGGUGUCAGAUGGCCACUCCACCAGCUACCCGUCCCUCCUCAGCCACAUGACCUCCGUGUACCUGAAUGCCCCGGUGCUUGCCCUGCCCGUAGCCAAGCGGCAGCCCCCGGCUCCGGGCCUGCGCUCAUUUCAUCCUCUGGCUUCCUCGCUGCCCUGUGACUUCCACCUGCUCAACCUGCGCACGCUCCAGGCUGAGGAUGAGACCUUGCCCUCGGCAGAAGCCGCACUCAUCCUACACCGCAAAGGCUUCGACUGUGGCCUUGAGGCCAAGAACUUGGGCUUCAACUGCACCACAAGUCAAGGCAAGGUGGCCCUGGGGAGCCUCUUCCGUGACCUGGACGUGGGCUUCCUGCAGCCGACCUCCCUGACGUUGCUGUACCCGCUGGCCUCGCCCUCCAACAGCACGGACGUCUCCCUGGAGCCCAUGGAGGUGGCCACCUUCCGCCUCCGCCUGGGCUAGGCCUUCCUGUGGCCGGAGGGGAAGGUCCUCCACGUAAGGUCGGGU